GGGUGGGACUGGCAUGGGGGGUAGGGGUAGGGGAACCUAGAAGCUUGGGGGAGGAGCUUGAGGGCCAUCCGCUGUCCCAGUUCUGCCAGCAAUCGUGUCCAAGUGACUGGUUAUUAUCGUGCCGCCGUGGGUGCGCCGCGGUAUUGCAGAGGCCAGUCGCUCGCUUCCCUGGCAGGAGCAGCCGCGCCCGCCAGCAGGGAAUGGAAGCGGAAAACACCGGCAGCUACUCCCUUCAGCAAACUCAAGCUUUUUACACAUUUCCACUCCAACAAGUGAUGGCGGAAGUUCCUAAUGUGACAGUUAUGAAUGAACAAGAAAUACCAGCAGACGUUCCAGCCCCAGCUCCUGCUCAGGAACCCAUACCAGAGACUCCAAAAGGAAGGAAAAGAAAACCCAGAACAACAGAACCAAAAAAACCAGUGGAACCCAAAAAACCGGCUGAGGCCAAAAAGUCUGGCAAGUCCACAAAAUCAAAAGAGAAGCAAGAGAAAAUUACAGACACGUUUAAAGUGAAAAGAAAAGUAGACCGCUUCAAUGGUGUUUCGGAAGCUGAACUUUUGACCAAGACUCUCCCAGACAUUUUGACCUUCAAUCUGGACAUUGUGAUUAUUGGCAUAAACCCAGGACUAAUGGCUGCUUACAAAGGGCAUCAUUACCCUGGACCUGGAAACCAUUUUUGGAAGUGUCUAUUUAUGUCAGGGCUGAGUGAGGUCCAGCUGAGUCACAUGGAUGAUCACACUUUACCAGGGAAGUAUGGUAUUGGAUUUACCAAUAUGGUGGAAAGGACAACACCAGGCAGCAAGGAUCUCUCCAGUAAAGAAUUUCGUGAAGGAGGACGUAUUCUAGUGCAGAAAUUACAGAAAUAUCAGCCGCGAAUAGCAGUGUUUAAUGGAAAAUGUAUUUAUGAAAUUUUUAGUAAGGAAGUUUUUGGAGUAAAGGUUAAGAAUUUAGAAUUUGGACUUCAACCCCAUAAGAUCCCAGACACAGAAACUCUCUGCUAUGUUAUGCCAUCAUCCAGUGCGAGAUGUGCACAGUUUCCUCGAGCCCAGGAUAAAGUUCAUUACUACAUUAAGCUGAAGGACUUAAGAGAUCAGUUGAAAGGCAUUGAACGAAACACAGAUGUUCAAGAGGUGCAAUAUACCUUUGACCUACAGCUAGCCCAAGAGGAUGCAAAGAAGAUGGCUGUGAAAGAAGAAAAAUACGAUCCGGGUUAUGAAGCAGCAUAUGGUGGUGCCUAUGGUGAAAAUCCGUGCAAUAGUGAACCUUGCAGCUUCCUUGCAAAUGGGCUGACCCCCCACCCAGCAGCUGACAAUGGAGAAUCAACUUUCAAUGACAUUCCAAAUGGGCACUGAAUGACCCAGUCGUUUACAGACCGGAUUCCUUCCUUUAAUAAUCACUGUGGGACGCAAGAACAGGAAGAAGGAAACCAUGCUUAAGAAUGGUGCUUCUCAGCCCUGCUUAAAUGCUGCAGUUUUAAUGCAGCUGUCAAGAAAUGGCCCUCAGUUUGCUAACUGAAGUAUUUUAUUCGUAUUUUACUAUGGUGAUGUAAUCAUGGUACAGCAGAAUCAACUGUACAAAUCUUAAGUAGUUUGGAAAGAAAAGGUAGGGUUUUUUGUAUAUGAGUUUUUGUAUUUGAAUUAACCAUCAUUCCAGCUUUUUAUAAACUAUAUUUCAUUUACGAAGAAAUUGAUUUUCUUUUAGGAGUCACUUUUAAUCUAUAAUUAAUUUAAAAUGCAACAGUCUGAAUAUUUAUAUUUGAUUACUGUGCAUAACCCUUGAUACACCAUUAUCCCUUUUGUGCCUAAGAAAGGCAUGCUAAUAGUAAGAAUUACCAUUGGCGAAGAGGCACAUAUGUUGAUUUUCAUCUAUGAGGUUAACCCUCAGUGGAGUCAUUCAUUUGGUAGUUUUUAGCCACAUUUAAUGGGCUUCCUGAGUUGUAUUCACACUCAGACCUCCUUGCUUUAUCAGUGGCAAGCGUAUGUGAGAGUUGCCUGGUAGUAGAAAUGUAUGUACAGCCUUGCAGCAGCAAGGCUGACCUGGCCUUACCCGUCAGGGCAGUGAGCCCUGGCUUUGGCCCUCUCACCCCCAUGUGCUAACCCUCUAGUAGGCAGAAACUAUUCUGCUGGUAUGGUAAGUUUUAGAGACUGCAGAAGACCUUUCACAUUUUCUUACUUCAUCUGUGUUUUACUUGAGAGACAUACAUUUGAUAGGGAAGGAACUGAAUAUCUCAAUAUCUAUCACCAUUCUAAUUUUAUCCUCCUUCACUUUAAGCAUGUAACAUGGAAGUGAUGAGAAAUGAACUUUCAGGUUGAAUAACAAGAUGCUGUAGAUGUUUGAUAAUCUUAUUUAAACUGGUGCUUUAUGUACAUGAGAUGUACUAAAAUAAAUAAUGUAGGAUUUUUCUUGCUAGGUAAAUCAAAUAAGCCAGUCAUUUAAAAAAAUUCUUUCUCUGCAUCAUUGCUAUUUGUUACUGUGGACUAAGUGAACCUCAUGGCAAGGUUAGUUUGAAGUAAUGUACCUUUGUGAUUUUCUAAUGCAUUUUUCCAUGGUGCUACAAAUAGUCCAGACUACUAGGCCUGGUAGAUAUUAAAGCUGGGUAUUCAGAAAUGCCGUUUGCAUUUACUCCUGAUCACUUCUGAAUAUUCUGAUUUCAUACCUACCCAGGGAGCAUGCUGUUUUUCAAUAUGAAAAUAUUUAUUAGGUUUUGGGAUUUUUUUUCUAAAAGGUUUUACGGCCUGUUCUUUUUAUAAUAAGAGAAACAAAUUCUUGUUGUGAAUCUUAACAGACUUUUUAACUGUGGCUAUGAUGGAUUUUAUUUUUCCUUUAGUCUAGGUCAAGCUUUGUAAAAGUCACUGAUGUUAUUUAAAUCAUGUACUGUACUGCUGUUUACAUGGAUGUUUUAUGCGGGUGCUUUGAAGUGCCUUGCAUCAGGGAUUAGGAACAAUUUAAUUAUUUUUUCAUGGGAUUAUGUAAAGCAUGUAACUAGGUAGUGCUCUGGUUUUUAACAACUAUAGCCUUACAGUAGAUUUUUUUUUUGAGUGGAGAAAAUCCCCUUUAAACUACAGUGGACACUCACUAGAGAAUGGGUUUGAGGAAUUUUCCAAACAUACAAUAAUGGUGUUUUUCAUUAAAUACAACAGAUGAAUAAUAAAUGUUGAUAUAUCCUAUAAGUGACAAUAUGAGGCUUUUUCAUUAAAUAAUAUUGAAAAAGUUUUUAAAUUCAUUUGAAAGUCUGAUGGGUUUUACAAUAAAAAAUAAUAAGAAUGGUUA
Molecule: messenger RNA, 3270 nt
Organism: Camelus dromedarius (Arabian camel)
Lineage: Eukaryota; Metazoa; Chordata; Mammalia; Artiodactyla; Camelidae
Gene: TDG
Product: thymine DNA glycosylase
Exons: 10
Coding region: 201-1352 (383 amino acids)
Biological process (GO): base-excision repair, AP site formation
Cellular component (GO): nucleus
Molecular function (GO): pyrimidine-specific mismatch base pair DNA N-glycosylase activity; uracil DNA N-glycosylase activity
Source: RefSeq, a predicted model, not a curated record